Pangasianodon hypophthalmus (striped catfish) is the source of this 1636-nucleotide messenger RNA. RefSeq lists its product as uncharacterized. The transcript is spliced from 6 exons. Lineage: Eukaryota; Metazoa; Chordata; Actinopteri; Siluriformes; Pangasiidae. Bases 17 to 910 code for a protein of 297 amino acids. The record is from RefSeq and is a predicted model, not a curated record.
AGCUUAGCAUAGCUCAAUGUGGCAGCAGUGGACUACACACGGCUUCCAGCUGCAUCAAGCCGAGCAGGAUGAAGCAGAAGAAAGCGGGAACUUUCUCAGUUUUGCAAAGCGGUCGCGGGAAGUGCACCGGCGCUCUGCAGCCACUGUGUGUCUCCCUGCCCGAGAUCUUCAUCACUCUUCAUCACUCUCUCAGUACGGUCAGGAGUUCUGGGAGAAAAUCCUCAGAUAUCCCAGCGAGAACAGCUACGAUCCGUUCUAUGGAGAUCCAUUAAACAUGUUCUCCAGAGAACCCGCUGAGAUGGUGUGUACAGGAGUGAGGGGAGUGAGAGGAGUGAGAGGAGUGAGGGAGGAGAACCUCUCUGUGGACACCCUGCCGUCUCCGGCUCAGCUGAUGGGCAGAAGGAAGAAGGGAGGAGGACGAGUGCACAGAGGAGACGCAGCACAGAGACAAGCGGCUGCAGUCACACAGCACAUCGGAGACCUGAGGAGGAAACAGAGCGCCAUAGAGCAGAUGAAGAAGGAGAAGUGGUGGGGUUCGACGCUGGGUUACACUCCAGAGAACAGCUGCUCUUUUGAUGUCGGGAAUCUGACUUCUCCUGAGACUCCGUGGAGUUUGGACCCGUCUCACACACACACUCAGUACGCUGCACCGAGUCCAACACACCUGAACACCGGCACCGUUACCCCACAGGUGUUUGGUGGCUGUGAGGAGAUGAUGGAUCUCGCUCCCGGUGGAAACCCCAUGAUGUCGUUUGUGGUGACAGGAACAGCGCACAGAGAGGCUCAGAGGAACUGGGACACGCCCUGUUUGGACACGCCCUGUUUGGACACGCCUUAUGUAGCCACGCCCCAUCUAGACACGCCCCGUCCGUCUCACACCGAAUUCUGGGGUUUCCCUGCGAUUAUCUAGGAUUAGAACUUUUUUUUUUGCAUAUUUAUGAAUUCAUUUAACGUUCCUGUUCUCUUCAGAGAUUUUAAUUCUGAUUAUCAUUUUUAUUUUAUGUUUUUUCAUGUUUAACCCCUGACAUUUCAUCAUCAACUAUAAUCAUUAGUGUUUCCUGUUUGUUAUUUACUCCUGGUUUGUGUUUACAGGCAAGGCGCUGAGUGCUGUUCUGUCGAUCAGCCUGUGCAUUAAAGUGGAAAAAAGUUUACAAUUUAUUUAAGAUUCUUUCAUUUAGAAUAAAAUCUCCAUUAAAUAAAUAAAAACACUGUUCUAAACACUUUCCUGGAUGUCACGUCAACCUGAUCUUUCUCUUUACUUCCAUAAGCAUUAUGUAAGAUUUCAGUUUGUGAGGUUACUGAACGUUUUGGAUCAAUCAGUUAGCAUAUUCACGUGUAUUUAAAUAUUCUCGAAUUUCUAAUGACGAUAACGGGUUUAGCUAUUUCUUUGGAAAUUACAAAAGAAAAAAAAACAUAUGCUGAUGACCUUUUACUUGUAUCUCGAUCCUCACUGCAUGUGUGGUCUCAGCCCUAAACAUCUUUCAUCAGACACUUGGUUCCUUUUCAGGAUAUAAUCCAAAUAUUAGCUAAAGUAAAUAUUUCCUCUUGACAGUGCAGCAAAACACAUCCCAGCACUAACGUUGCCCUUUUCUUUGGCCCCCAAAUGAAAUCCCAUAUUUGGGAAUUAAUAUUUCAC